This is a messenger RNA of Fusarium tjaetaba, 1596 nucleotides long. RefSeq names its product family inorganic phosphate transporter. The record is from RefSeq and is a predicted model, not a curated record. NCBI's taxonomy places the organism in Eukaryota, Fungi, Ascomycota, Sordariomycetes, Hypocreales, Nectriaceae. Gene Ontology annotation, biological process: phosphate ion transmembrane transport. Gene Ontology annotation, cellular component: membrane. Bases 1 to 1596 code for a protein of 531 amino acids. The transcript has a single exon.
AUGAAGCAAGCAAUGCUCGUAGCCGCAGUUUGCGAGUUCAGUGGCAGUGUAUCAGUCGGGUCUCGAGUAGCAGAUACCAUCCGAACAAAGAUCGUCGACCCUCAUCACUACGACAGUUCACCUGGCGUUCUACUUCUAGUCAUGAUGUGCACUAUCAUGUCAUCCUCGCUCUUCCUGACAUUUGCGACUCGACAAGGAUUACCCGUUUCGACAACACAUUCACUUAUCGGAGGACUCGUUGGAGCAGCUACGGCCUCGAUAGGCAUCACGAAGAUCAAUUGGGGAUGGCAUGGCGUGUCGCAGAUCUUUGCGGCGUGGAUCAUUGCGCCGUUGAUCGCGGGCUGUAUGGGGUUCGUGCUGUUCAUGUUUACCAAGAAGUUCAUCUUGACGAAACAGACAGCUGUUAGGAGGGCAUUCUACUCCAUUCCGUUCUAUACCUACCUGACAGUAGGUGCACUCACGAUGCUUCUCGUCUGGAAAGGGAUUCAUACUAUCAACUUGUCUACUCAAGAUAUCUUCAUCUCAGUCUUUGCUACAGCUACCGGAAUGACUCUCCUCCAGAUCUUCUUUCUUCUCCCCUUUCUAUGGACGAGAAUCAUGCACGAGGAUUGGACUCUCAAAUGGUAUCAUGUCUUUCAAGGACCACUUCUCCUCUGGCGAUCACCACCUCCGCCGACUCCAGCUGGAUUCACCAAGCCUCGCAUCAGAGACUACUACCAGGGACAUCUCACGCAGGAGGAACUCAACCAUUUACGUACCUCGGAGACUCUUCUUCAAUCGAUUCAGACGCCGGACGGCCAGUUACCCGACCUGGAUCGCGACGAUGAAUGGAUUCUCCCACCGCCAGCUCAAACACCCCCCAAAACACCCCCAGACCGCUUUGAACCUCGUGCUUCAUCAGAAUUCAUACCUCCCCGACCCGACGGCUCAUGGAACAGUCCUAAAGUAAUGGCAUGGAAAGUGAACCGGGUACUACUCCGCGGACUGGAGAAGGACGUCGUGGCCAUGCAGAAGCGGAACAACAUUCUCAACUGGGACUUGGAAGACAUGCACGCUCGAUCAGCGCACUACGACAACCGUGCAGAGUACAUGUAUUCCGCUCUACAGAUCCUCACCGCCGCAACAGCGUCUUUCGUCCACGGGGCAAACGACGUCAGCAACGCAGUCGCCCCGUUCACAACAGCAUACCAAGUGUGGUCCAGCGGAGAAAUCCCCGAAUUCGUCGCCAUACCGAUCUGGAUCCUCGUCGUAGGCGGCGCAUGCAUCGUGGUAGGGCUAUUGACCUACGGCUACCACGUCAUGCGGACGCUAGGCAAUCGUUUGACACUCAUCUCGCCAAGUCGUGGUUUCUGCAUGGAGCUUGCGAGUGCCAUCACUGUGCUCAUGGCGACGAGGCUGUCUUUACCCGUGUCUACUACGCAGUGCAUCACGGGAGCUACGGUGGGUGUUGGGCUGGCGAAUGGGGAUUGGAGAUGCAUUAAUCCGAAGCUUGUGCUUUGGAUUUACAUGGGUUGGUUGAUUACAUUGCCUGUGACGGGAGUCAUGUCGGGCUGUUUGAUGGCGCUGAUCAUCAAUGCGCCGAGGUGGGACGGGUGA